AGAAAACUGCAGGUCCCCGGUCUGUGCCCAGUGUGAGCUAGAGAGCGGACCAUGGAAAAGGAAGUGGGCAGACCCCGGGAAGUUAGAGGACGCCCUGGGAAAAGCAGAAUUCAGAAGGAGCUGGCGGACAUCACUUUAGAUCCUCCACCUAACUGCAGUGCUGGUCCCAAAGGUGAUAACAUCUAUGAAUGGAGAUCAACCAUUCUAGGGCCUCCAGGAUCCGUGUAUGAGGGUGGUGUAUUCUUUCUCGAUAUCACUUUUACACCAGAAUAUCCCUUCAAGCCUCCAAAGGUUACAUUUCGGACAAGAAUCUAUCAUUGUAAUAUUAACAGUCAAGGUGUUAUUUGCUUGGACAUAUUGAAAGAUAAUUGGAGUCCAGCACUAACCAUUUCUAAAGUCCUCCUUUCUAUCUGCUCACUUCUUACAGACUGUAAUCCUGGUAAGGUUAAUAAUUCUUUACCUUGUUUUAUUCUUCCUCACCUGAAAAGUACUUGUUUCCAAAAGCUUUCACAGGACAAAACUAAUUUUUCUGCAAAACUUUAUGAAUAUAAAAACUAAUCUGCUUUUCAAAGAAAGUUUUAAUCGAGAAGUUCAGUCUACUAGUUGAGACAUACAACUUCAUUAAUCAGUAUAUUCUAGCAACAAGGUAUUUUAAACUGAAGACUAAGUUUGCCUUGGGCUUUUACAAUUUCAGUUAUUCUUCCCUCUAUUUUUUUUUUCCUGUUGCUUAAUUUCCCAUAUAGUUCUUAUAAAACAAAUCAUACACUUCUAAAUGCCAAGUCAUCUGCCUGGCAAGCCUCACCUUGCCUGUGGGGUUCAGUGGGCAUGUGCCCAUAGCUGGUCACUGAGAUGGCACUCAGUUUUGAAAAUGGUAUUUGUUAAAUAGUGACUAUUGAAUUGUGACUUUUUUGGGACUUCAUUUCAUUUAAAAAAUAUUUUUCUGUAGUCCCAGCUACUAGGGUAGCUGAGGUGGCAGGAUUGUUUGAACCCAGAAGGUCAAGGCUGCAGUGAGCCAUGAGCAUGCCGCUGCACAGAACUCCAGCCUGGGUGGCAAAGCAAGACCCUGUCUCAAAAAAAAAAAAAAAUGUGUGUGUAUAUAUAUAUAUAUAUAUAUAUGUGUGUGUCUAUACACACAUAUAUUUAUUAUUUUCUAGGUAAACCAAAUAUAGAUUUAGUUAUUAAAGAUCCUAAGAUUCAGAGAAAUACUAUACUUAAUUGGAGGUCCAGGUUUUGCCUGGCAACCUGGCUGUUUAACCAGUGUAAAGGUAAAUAGUGUUGCAUUGCAACAGCCCCGAAGACUUCACAGUAUUCACGAUGCCAUAACUGGUGACAUUGAGCUAAGGGUCACAUGAAGACAGUUGGAUGUUCAUUGUAGUCUGGACCCUUGACCGUUCCAGUCUCUAUUGAACUCAGCCUAACACAUAAGAGUAAAGAAACUCCAAUCGGGUGUUGUUUAUUGGGAGAAAAAUGGAAUGAACUAAGAUACAGACAGACCAGUACACUAAAGCCUGAGCGUUCCCUCUUCCUCCCACGUUACAAUUUUUAAAUUUUUGAUGGAAAAAUAUCCGGCAUGGUGGAGUGGUGUUUCGAAGAUGGGUUUGAUCACACAUACUUGGUUGUACAUGUCUGCCCAAGCUGUCACUAAUGUAUUUGCUAAAGUUUAAAAUGUUCUUUUCCUUUCU
This is a messenger RNA of Cercocebus atys (sooty mangabey), 1682 nucleotides long. It is a transcript of the gene UBE2E1, whose product is annotated as ubiquitin-conjugating enzyme E2E 1. Gene Ontology annotation, cellular component: nucleus. Gene Ontology annotation, biological process: protein polyubiquitination. The coding region runs from base 52 to 558 and encodes 168 amino acids. Lineage: Eukaryota; Metazoa; Chordata; Mammalia; Primates; Cercopithecidae. Gene Ontology annotation, molecular function: ubiquitin conjugating enzyme activity. The record is from RefSeq and is a predicted model, not a curated record. The transcript has 4 exons.